Marchantia polymorpha subsp. ruderalis is the source of this 2055-nucleotide messenger RNA. Lineage: Eukaryota; Viridiplantae; Streptophyta; Marchantiopsida; Marchantiales; Marchantiaceae. The record is from the annotation of a GenBank genome assembly.
AUGUCAAAAUUCCACCGAGCGCAGCUUUCGGCUGCUGAUGAUGACGAGGCACGUCUUCUCUUCCCGGCCCACUGGACCUCGCCUGUUUUGAUUCGCACCAUGACCUGCAUGUUGCAUUGGACCUCCUUAUCCGAUUCAGGCCCAAAUGCUGAUAAGCGGGCAUUGCUGAAAUUCAAGGAGGGCUUUGUGCUGGGCCCAGGCAACACGGACUCGUUCCGGGGCUGGACGGCCGAAUCUGCCAACUGCUGCUCGUGGAGAGGCAUCACUUGUCAGUGGCCAGACCGCGUGGACGGCUUGAUGGUGGGCAAUGUGAUUCCCAAUCCGGCAAAACCAGGCCUAUGGCAGGAAGCAGUGGCCAAUCUCACCGCACUCAAGGCCAUCACGUUCAACGAGGUGCCAAUCAACGCUCCGUUGCCCAAAGCUUUCACAGACCGAACAAGUCUCAAAUCCUUGGCUCUCUACAACUGCGGCAUCAACGGACCCAUUCCGUCCGACAUCGCCAAGCUCACGAACCUCGAGCAGCUGAACAUCAACGUCAAUGGAUUGCUCGACGAUCCGAAGACGGGAUUGACGGGCCCGAUCCCCGCGGCGAUCUGCAACCUGACGAAGCUCGUGCAAUUGAGCUUGCAGCAGAACUCGCUCACGGGGCGGAUUCCCGAUUGCAUCGACAGACUGACCAAGCUCGAAGGUCUAACACUGAUCAGAAAUCUGCUAUCCGGCCCACUUCCAUCCACCAUCGGCGGGCUGAGCAGCAUCAGAGCGCUGUCCUUGGACGACAACUUCAUCACCGGACCGCUGCCCAGGUCGCUGGGCAAUCUGUCGAGCCUCGAGUACCUGGAGCUGAGCAAUAACAUGGUGGAUCACGAUGUGCCCCGAGAGAUGGCGCAGAUGGCCAAAAUCGUGGCCAUCAGGCUCAGAAACAACAGAUUGACGGGCGCCAUCCCCAGCGAGCUCGGCCGCAUCGGAUCGCUGGCCGAGCUGCAGCUCGGCCUCAAUCGGAUCUCGGGCCCGAUCCCCGCAGCGCUGGGCGGCGCCAGGAGCCUCGGCGAGCUGGCGCUCGACCACAACGACCUCGAUGGCGCAAUCCCGCCCGAGCUCGGCAACGUCUGCUCGGGCCGGCGGCGCUUCUGCACCGUCGACCUGAGCCACAACCGCCUCGGCGGCGCGCUCCCGCCCGCGUUCGUCAACGUCCGGGCGGACCCGCCGGCGGACGGGGGCGAGCCGUUCCUCGGCCGGUUCGUCAUCGACGUGUCGCACAACGUGCUCUCCGGGCCGCUGCCCGCGUACCGGGGCAAGGACUUGGCGACGCUCGUCGCGCAUCAUAACCGGUUCACCGGCGGCUUCCCGCUGGAGUACGCGGCCAUUGCCAGCGUGGACCUGUCGUAUAACCGGCUGAGCGACUUGACGGAGACCGGGCGACUGCCGGCGAACUACUCGGAUCCCUUCGCCCUGCAGUACAGGAUAUCGGAGCUGCGGCUCGCCGGAAACCGAUUCUGCGGCAAUUUCCCGCAAUGGCUGUUCAAGAUGCCCAGCAUCCGGGCGCUGGACAUCUCGGCCAACUCGUUCUACGGCGCUCUGCCGCCCGCCGCCUUCAACUUCGCGGAGAUGACCGAGCUCAACGUCUCUCACAACCGCUUCUCCCGGUCGCUGCCCGGCGACCCCUUCAAGAACAACAGCCGCGGCAGCCUGGUCAUGGCGCUGGACCUGCACCACAACGGCUUCUAUGGCCCGGUGCCGGCGUCGUUCCUGACCGGCUCACUGUCGCUGGUCGGGUGUCUGUACCUCGACCUGUCGGAGAAUCGGCUGUGGGGGCCUCUGCCGGAUUCCUUCGCCGGCAUAGGCCCCGACGAGGUGCUGAGCUUCGGAUUCUACCCCAAGCGCAUCGACUUUUCCGAUAACUUCCUCUCGGGCCGACUGCCGAGCUCGAUCGGCAAGCUCAAGUAUCUGGAGUUCCUCGACAUGUCGAAUAACGAUUUCGUCGGCAGCAUUCCUGCGUCUUAUGCCAACCUUGAGCGUUUGACUUACUCCAACUUUUCUGGAAACGUGUUAUCUUAG